Molecule: messenger RNA, 1382 nt
Organism: Ictidomys tridecemlineatus (thirteen-lined ground squirrel)
Lineage: Eukaryota; Metazoa; Chordata; Mammalia; Rodentia; Sciuridae
Source: RefSeq, a predicted model, not a curated record
CCGGGACGCAGUUCCCUACGCCCAACGCUCGCUCUCCUCUGGCGGGAGGGGUCCAGAGGACGGUGUCGCAACCACCUCCCUCUCUCUUUCCCCGCCUUGGCACUCAGUCACCUCCCAGAUGAGCGCGCUCGCCUGCAGACCGCUGCUGGAGGUCGGGUGCCCGGCGGCAUGUCCCCUGAGUUCGCGCAGACGACAGUCACCGGUCCUCUGUGCAGCCUAGAGCAAGCCAACCGCACCCGCUUCCCUUUCUUCUCUGAUGUCAAGAGAGACCACCGGCUGGUGCUGAGCACCGUGGAGACAAUCGUGCUGGCGCUCAUCUUUGCGGUGUCUCUGCUGGGCAACGUGUACGCUCUGGUGCUGGUUGCGCGCCGACGGCGCCGAGGGGCCACCACCAGCCUGGUGCUGAACCUCUUCUGCGCGGACCUGCUCUUCACCAGCUCCAUCCCCCUAGUGCUAGUCGUACGCUGGACAGAGGCUUGGGUGCUGGGCCCCGUCGCUUGCCAUCUGCUCUUCUACAUGAUGACCCUGAGCGGCAGUGUCACCAUUCUCACGCUGGCCGCAGUCAGCCUGGAGCGCAUGGUGUGUAUCGUGCGCCUGCAGCGCGGAAUGCGCGGCCCGGGGCGGCGGGCACAGGCUGCGAUGCUGGCGUUCAUCUGGGGCUACUCCGCUCUUGCCGCGCUGCCGCUCUUCAUCUUCUUCCAGGUGGUCCCGCAGCGGCUCCCGGGUGCCGACCAGAUCACAAAGGCAUCGCGGAAGAGGCUCACCAUGAGCCUGGCGUACUCGGAGAGCCACCAGAUCCGAGUGUCGCAGCAGGACUUCCGGCUCUUCCGCACCCUCUUCCUGCUCAUGGUGUCCUUCUUCAUCAUGUGGAGCCCCAUCAUCAUCACCAUCCUCCUCAUCUUGAUCCAGAACUUCCAGCAAGACCUGGUCAUCUGGCCGUCCCUCUUCUUCUGGGUGGUGGCCUUCACAUUUGCCAAUUCUGCCCUGAACCCCAUUCUCUACAACAUGUCACUGUUUAGGAAUGAGUGGCGGAAAUUUUUUUGCUGCUUCUCCCUCCCAGAAAAAGGAGCCAUUUUUACAGACACAUCUGUCAGAAGAAAUGAUUUGUCUGUUAUUUCCAGCUAAUUCGUUUUUUCUCGACACAUGAAGUCUCUCCCUGUGGUGAGCCACGGUGUGCUUUGAUCAUCCACCAGUGCACCCUGCUUUACGGAAACAACCUAUGCAAACAUACAUCUGCAGCAGCAGCAAAUUAGGGGACGAUCAUUCCAUGUAAACAUACUUUUCCUUUAUAAGAGGACUCACGAUGGGUUCCUUUGAAAUAAUGAACUUUUUCAGUGUGUUUGUAAUAUGAUGGAAAUUAAUAAAUUUUUAUUUAUACCUGU